Molecule: messenger RNA, 249 nt
Organism: Phacochoerus africanus (Common warthog)
Lineage: Eukaryota; Metazoa; Chordata; Mammalia; Artiodactyla; Suidae
Product: PAT complex subunit Asterix-like
Exons: 1
Coding region: 1-249 (82 amino acids)
Biological process (GO): protein insertion into ER membrane
Cellular component (GO): endoplasmic reticulum membrane
Molecular function (GO): protein folding chaperone
Source: RefSeq, a predicted model, not a curated record
AUGGAGCCCAACAAAGUGCUGAGGUGCAAGGCCCCGCCGAGCGAGUGUAACCCAGCAUUGGAUGACCUAACACUGGAGUACAUGAAACUGUUUGCCAUGAUCUUAAGCAUGUGUGGCCUCAUGCUCAAGCCACAGUGGUGCACUUGGGUUGCUGUCUACUGCUUCUUCAUUAGCUUUGCCAACUCCCAGAGCCCUAAGGACACUAAGCAGAUGAUGAGUAGCUUCCUGCUGCCCAUCUCUGCUUGGUAG